UAAGAAAGUAACCAAGAUCCUUUGGGUCCUCCUCGAUCUUUUUUUUUUCCUCUUCUAUCCAAAUUCAGACAUCCUCAAUCUCUGUCUCAAUUUCGCCAUAGCUAUCAUCUUCUUGCUCUUGAAUUAGAGAAAAAAAAAAACCCUUGUUUCUCUUUCUACACGAUAACCUAACUCUCUCUCUCUCUCUCUCUCUCUCUCUCUCUCUCUCUCUCUCUCUCUCUCUCUCUCUCUCUCUCUCUCUCUGCAUCAUUCUUCUUCUUCGCAUGUGCAAAAGCUAUCACCAUCUGUUUUGAUUGAAAGCUAAGUUUCCUUUCAAUCCAAAACGGAAGAAAAUUGAAAGUGUGUAUGUCAAGACAAAUCACCAAACUACAAGAAACAAAACACACACACACCGUAUUGUUCCUUAAAGACCCAGCAAGCAGAUUUUUUCUUCUUCUUCCUGACAUUUUCCUCGUUUUUGUUUUCUGGUGAUUUGGGAUUAUUGUUUCACCUUUUUCUCUCCUUCUUCUGCAAUGUGGGUUCGCAUUUGGUGGCGAUGGUGAUCAUUUCUAGGGAUUGUGGUUUGCUUUUUUGGUGAGCAUAUAAAGAGAAAAACUCUCAAUGGCGUUGUUUAGAAAGUUCUUCUACAGAAAGCCUCCUGAAGGGUUAGUGGAGAUCUCAGAGAGGGUUUACGUCUUUGAUUGCUGCUUAACAACGGAUAUGUUGGAAGAGGAAGGGUACAGAGUCUAUGUAGGACGCAUAAUGAGUCAGCUACGAGAACAGUUUCCAGGUGCAUCUUUCAUGGUGUUUAAUUUCCGGGAAGGAGAAAGUAGAAGCUUGAUGGAGAGUGUGCUCUCUGAUUAUGACAUGACCAUCAUGGACUACCCUCGUCACUAUGAAGGUUGCCCUUUGCUUACAAUGGAAACAAUCCACCACUUUCUUAAAUCAAGUGAGAACUGGUUACUGCUAAGUCGACAGAACAUCUUAUUGUCUCACUGUGAGCGAGGAGGCUGGCCAGUUCUAGCUUUCAUGCUUGCUUCGCUCUUGUUAUACCGCAAACAGUUUAGUGGAGAGCAGAAAACGCUAGAGAUGAUGUAUAAGCAGGCUCCUCGUGAGUUACUGCAGCUAACGUCCCCACUAAAUCCUCUGCCUUCUCAGUUGAGGUUUCUUCAGUAUGUUUCGAGUAGGAACGUUGGUUCACAGUGGCCGCCGCUAGAUCGAGCCCUUACAUUAGACUGUAUCAAUCUUAGACUAAUUCCUGAUUUUGAUGGUGAGGGUGGUUGCAGACCCAUAUUUAGGAUAUAUGGUCAAGAUCCUUUUAUGGCUUCAGACCAGACUUCGAAAGUUCUUUUCUCGAUGCCUAAAAGAAGUAGAGCUGUUCGGUAUUAUAAGCAGGCAGAUUGUGAGAUGGUAAAGAUUGACAUCCAUUGUCAUAUUCUCGGUGAUGUCGUGCUUGAGUGCAUUACCUUAGAUAGUGAUCAUGAGAGGGAAGAGAUGAUGUUUCGGGUUGUGUUCAAUACUGCGUUUCUUAGAUCAAACAUUCUGAUACUUAACCGUGGUGAGAUUGAUGUACUGUGGAACACAACGGAUCGGUUUCCCAAGGAUUUCAGAGCUGAGGUUAUAUUUUCAGAGAUGGAUGCUAGUAACAAUCUUGUCUGCGUUGAUUUGCCUCACAUGGAAGAGAAAGAUGGUCUACCUAUGGAAGCAUUUGCUAAGGUUCAGGAGAUUUUUAGUGAUGGUGAAUGGUUGGAUCCGAAUUCUGAUGUUGCUGUGACUAUUUUUAACCAAAUAACAGCAGCAAACAUCCUUCAAGAAAGCUUGGAUUCGAGUUCUCCUCGAAGCCCUGAGUCACGUAGCUUAUUGGAAUCGGCACUUGAGAAAGUUAGGGAGAAAACGAAGCUGAUGAUAUCGGAGAACGUUGCUGUAAGCCCUGAAGCAUUCUCUCCUGAGUGGAAAGAUAAAGAUAUAGUUUCCUGUCAUAAGUCUUAUGCAGAUCCGAAUUCACUCAUUAAGAAGGUUGAUGAACCGCAUGGACUUCGAGUUUCAGUCCAAAGACAAGCCCACUCGAAGAUAAUUUCACCUCGACUGGUCCAAAGUUCUGUAACAUCACCAGUUUUAAAUCAUAGCCCCAAAGGAUCACCUGCUUCAGUAUCCAGAUUUCACAGCUCCCCCUCUUCCCUUGGGAUAACUUCAAUAUUACAUGAUCAUAGUUCUUGUAAAGGUGAAGAGGCUACUUCAUCAUCACCAGGCUCACCUUCAAUCACAUUGCAUCCACUGAAACCAUCUCUACUUAAAGCUUCUACACAACAGUCGUCCACGCCUGUUCCUUCAAAUGGCCCUCCUCCAGUAGAAGCAGCAGUGAGGCCACCACCGUUGCGACUGUUGAAGCCACUUAAAAUUCCGUCUCCUCCUCCUCCUCCUCCACCUCCCGUAGCAACACAAGGGCCACCUCCACCUCCUCCUCCUCCACCUCCACCACAGUCUCAACUUUCUUCACAGUCAUCUUGUCCUCUGCCACCACCGUUACCUCCAAAGAAAUCGGUAGCUUCAACUAACGCUCCACCUCCACCACCACCACCGUUGCGUUCUCCAUGCCCAACAAAUUCUUCGAUGGUGAAAUCCCCUCCUGUGCCUCCUCCACCAGCUCUUGCACCACUGUCUCGUUCUCAUUGUAAUGGAAAUGGAAAUAUUCCUCCAGUCCCUGGACCACCAUUGGGAUUAAAGGGGCGUGGGCUUUCACAGAUGAAUCUUAGAGGUCAGGGUCAAGCGAGAAAGACCAACUUGAAACCGUAUCAUUGGUUGAAGCUGACUAGGGCAGUGCAAGGAAGUUUAUGGGCUGACGCUCAGAAACCUGAUGAAGCAGCUACUGCUCCAGAGUUCGACAUCUCUGAGCUUGAGAAACUCUUCUCAGCAACGAAUCCUAGCUCUGACAAUGAAAGUAAAGGCGGAAAAUCAGGUCGACGUGCCCGACCCAAAGUUGAGAAAGUGCAGCUGAUUGAGCUCAGACGAGCAUACAACUGUGAGAUCAUGCUUUCUAAAGUUAAAAUACCUUUGCCUGAUUUGAUGAGUUCUGUUCUUGCAUUGGAUGAGUCGGUGAUAGAUGGUGAUCAAGUUGACAAUCUAAUCAAGUUUUGUCCAACAAAAGAAGAAGCAGAAGUGCUCAAGGGCUACACUGGAGAUAAGGAAACUUUGGGACGGUGUGAGCAGUUCUUUUUAGAAUUGCUGAAAGUUCCUCGAGUAGAGACCAAGCUAAGGGUUUUCUCAUUUAAGAUUCAGUUCCACUCCCAGGUCAGAGGCUCAGCUAAACUAAAAAGAAUCAUGCAAACUAUACUUUCCUUGGGCAAUGCCUUGAACCAUGGAACUGCAAGAGGCUCAGCUAUCGGAUUUCGCUUGGAUAGUCUUCUGAAACUCACAGACACUAGAUCUCGCAAUAGUAAGAUGACUCUGAUGCACUAUCUCUGUAAGGUGCUCGCCGAAAAACUUCCAGAGCUACUUGAUUUUCCAAAAGACCUGGUGAGCUUGGAGGCUGCAACAAAGAUUCAACUAAAAUAUCUAGCAGAGGAGAUGCAAGCAAUUAGCAAAGGGUUGGAGAAAGUUGUACAAGAACUGACUGCAUCUGAAUCUGAUGGUCCAGUAUCAAAACACUUUCGUAUGAACUUGAAAGAGUUUCUUAGUUUUGCUGAAGGAGAAGUUAGGUCCUUGGCUUCUCUUUAUUCAACUGUGGGUGGAAGCGCCGAUGCAUUGGCUUUAUAUUUCGGAGAGGAUCCAGCUCGUGUACCAUUUGAGCAAGUUGUGUCCACUCUGCACAACUUUGUAAGAAUAUUUGUGCGGUCACACGAGGAAAACUGCAAGCAAGUUGAGUUUGAGAAGAAGAGAGCACAAAAGGAAGCAGAGAACGAGAAACUUAAGAAAGGUGUGUACAAUGAGAACUGAAAACACAACUACAUACACAAUAGGUUCUUGGAUCUCCUUGAGUUGCCUUUAGCAGUCCUGGGAAUCGGAAACUUCAUGGUGCUGCUCCUAGUUCUGCUUCUUUGCCAUAAAAGUUAGAGAAUUUUCCAAUUAGUUUAUCAACAGACAAGACAGUGGCUUUUGGAUUUAGUCUUUUAGAUUAGAAGAAGAAGGAGGAAACUUUUGUUCCUCUGGUUAGGUUACAAAAAAACAGCUGGAAUCUGGCAAGUAGCUGAUAAAGAAGAAGUGAAGAUUAAGCUUUGUGAUUUGAUGAAAAUAGUAUUAGAUAGACUUAUGCAAGAGCUUUUGAGUCACUCCCUGGUUUGAUACAGAAACAGAAAUUUAACUUCUUGUGUAUAAAGUUUUUGGAGGGAUAUGUAAAUAUUGAGUGAGUGUGUGUGUGUCUCUUAUCAACAUUAUACGAUUUUUACAUCCAAUGAAAUAUUCAGGCGUCUCUUUUCUCUC
Thlaspi arvense is the source of this 4395-nucleotide messenger RNA. The record is from the annotation of a GenBank genome assembly. NCBI's taxonomy places the organism in Eukaryota, Viridiplantae, Streptophyta, Magnoliopsida, Brassicales, Brassicaceae.